AUGACCGGUAUAGACGGUAGCAUAUACCCUUUAACUGGGUGGUCCGGUUGUGUGGUCAAAACCAUGGGAUAUAAAGGGUUUAAGGCCACUGUUGCGUGGUUUUUGUUUACCGUAUUGAAGAGGGUAGAUUAUGGAUUUAGCGGCUUUCGAGUUCCUAUUAUACCUAAAGCUCCUAGAUCUGCAAGGAGAAGGGGUCCUUUCAAAAAAGCAGCCGAGGAUGGUAGAGUUUGUGCUAUUGAACUACUGGCAUCUUUAGCUGGCCAGUUGUUGCAGGAGAGUGAAAGUUCUGCUUCCAGCAACGCAUCUGAAGGAAAUCAUCAACCUACCAUUAGCCAAGGUGUCAUUGAGCAAGACAGACAAGAUGAAGUUAAACCAUUAAAAACGGAGGAAAUUCACCAGGGAAGUUGCGCUGAGAGUACUGUUAAGACUGAGGUAGUGUCACAAAACAGUAGCCAGAAACCUCUUCCACAUGCCAAGAUUGAUUGUACACUAGGACGUGUUUCAGUUAAUAAUGAUUCUGACUGUUGGGAGAAAGUUGAAGCUGAAGUGAAGUCUGAAAUUUUCAAAUGGGAUAAAAAAUUUGGGAAUUAUUCUAAUAGAGUGGUAGAAACACCUGAAAAGUUUAGGGAGUCUAGUGAUGGUAACAUGAAGAAUGGAUUUAAACUGGAACAGGAAGCUGGCAGUUCAUGCUUUAGGGGAACAAAUUUGGCUGAUAAAUGUAGUUUGAAGGGCCACUUAGAAAUUGCUUCCUUUUCCAAGCAUGGGAAUGGUAUUAAAUUAGGUUUUAGAGAUGAUGACGAAAACUUUUUAAGGUGCAAAAAAGUUUGCACAAAGUUGAAGGCUUUUAGGUCUCCACGACGCAUUGCACACCGAAGAAUCAGGAAUUUGAUGUCUUCUAAAUACUGGAAGACAGCUCCAAAGUUGAAAGACUGUGAACUUUCUAGAUCUGGAGUACCUCAUUAUCAUAAGAGGAAGACUUGCUAUGCUUUUGAAAAAUCUCAGCACAACACUAUUAUUAAGAAGAGGAAAAUUGUUGAUCGGGUUUCCGGAGUAACUUCUGAUGGAGGAUUCAGCAGUGAGAGUGUGUCCAAUUCACCUCAGAAAGGGACGGAUGGAGACAAGCCUAGCUCAUCUUCAAAACUGCAUGUAGCUAAGGCUAAAGAUUCUCAUGUAAAGUUUAGCAUUAAGUCGAUAAGGAUUCCAGAGCUUUAUAUCGAGGUUCCUGAAACUGCAACUGUUGGUUCACUAAAGAGGACAAUCAUGGAGGCGGUAAUGGCUAUACUUGGAGGGGGUGCACAUGUUGGUGUUCUUCAUCAUGGGAAAAAAGUUAGAGAUGACAAUAGAACUCUAGUGCAGACUGGUAUAUCUUGCAAUGAAAAUUUGGAUACCCUGACUUUCAUGUUGGAGCCCAGUUCUAUUCAAGCUUCUCCAACCGUUUGUGUUGGGGAUCCUUCUUCUCAAUGUGAAACAUCCCAGCUUACCAGGCCCACAGAAACUCCUGUCUUAGAUUCAGGGGUUACUGAUACCUUGCUUGACUCACCCUUGCUAACUUAUCCGGGCAACCUAAUUGAAAGUAACCAUGAAUCUACUUCUUCACUCGCCGACAUUACAGUUGACAAAAUAACACCUGAUUCCAGAGCGCUGGUUCCUGUUCCAGCUAGCACAGAAGCAUUAGCUGUGGUUCCUGUGAGUCAGAAAACCAAGCGCUCUGAAUUUGUACAGCGUCGAACCAGGAGACCAUUUUCUGUGGCUGAGGUAGAAGCACUUGUUCACGCAGUUGAGGAACUUGGAACUGGGAGGUGGCGUGAUGUUAAGUUGCGAGCUUUUGAGAAUGCAGACCAUAGGACGUAUGUAGACUUAAAGGAUAAAUGGAAAACAUUGGUGCACACUGCAACAAUCUCCCCUCAACAAAGGAGAGGAGAGCCAGUACCUCAGGAGCUCUUGGACAGAGUUUUGGCUGCUCAUGCUUUCUGGUCUCAGCACCAAGCCAAGCAGCAUGGCAAGCAUCAAGCUGGAUCUGGAACCUUGAAGAUUGCAGAAGCCUCAGCUGAAAGACCGUUGGCAUUUGUAAAUGAUUUGAUGCAAUAA
Sphenostylis stenocarpa is the source of this 2088-nucleotide messenger RNA. The record is from the annotation of a GenBank genome assembly. Lineage: Eukaryota; Viridiplantae; Streptophyta; Magnoliopsida; Fabales; Fabaceae.